AUGAGACGAUGCCAUCUGUACGUCCAUUAUCGCGAUGUCCAUCAUAUGAAGAAAGAAGAAAUUGAGGCCAUAAAGAAGGAGAUUGGGAGGGCUUCCAAGGAAAAUCGAAACCCAAUUGCAUGCAAUAUUUGUGGAGGACAGUUUUUUUCGCACAGCGGCCUUUGGGUGCACAAAAAGAAAGUGCAUCAGCUUGUUCCUAAAGAAGGAACUAUCACAUGUCCUGCUUGUUCGAAAAAACUGCAGACCGUGGAAGAGUUGGCAACGCAUUGCAAUUCCCAGCAUGACCGCGGAAACAGCACGCAUGGCACUUUUGCUGUGAAAAGUGGAACCUUUGCGAGCCGCACUGAAUUUGAGGCGUGGUUGAACGAUGUUGAGAAUAUCACAUGUAGUAAUUUUGUUACUCGAACAUCACGGUGCACCUCGCGUGGGAAGAUAGUGUACCUGCGCUGCAGAUUUUCGGGAGGGACUGGAGCCAUCGUUGAUCCUAAAAUUCUCAAACGGGCGUACAGAACAAGUGUAAAAGUUCAUCGAGACUGCCCCGCUUUUCUUAAGGUUGUCGAAGACACCAAUGGCUUUGUCCAUUAUAAAUAUUGCGCAGGCCAUUUAGGCCACAAAUUAACGACAGAAGCUCUUCGAUCCGCGCCUGCCAGCGAUGUGCAGCACAGAAGGCUGUCAGAUCUUGCUCCUACAGAACCCAUCCGACAUCUACAGAUCGUGAGUGAUGACGUUCCUGAGGAAUGCGAAACAGUGUCUCUGGAUUCACCACCUGCAUUUGAAAGUUGCUCUUCGGUCGAUACGCUUAGUAGGGCGGAGGAUGAGUUCAAUCAACUUGACGUUGUAUGCAUACCGUCUAUUGCGUCCAAUAUCUGCUUCUAUUGCCUACUGCAGGUGGUCGCCCAAAUGUUUGAAGAAAUGAAAAAGUCUCUGAAGAACAACGAUCCAGAACGCAUACAACUAAUGAGGCAAGCGAUUGAGGAGAAAAUGGAAGAGAUUUCUCGGGGAAGUACCAAAGCUUCCCUGACAGAAGAACUUGCAAAAAAGUAG
Cylicostephanus goldi is the source of this 1044-nucleotide messenger RNA. Lineage: Eukaryota; Metazoa; Nematoda; Chromadorea; Rhabditida; Strongylidae. The record is from the annotation of a GenBank genome assembly.